AUGGACUUGACGAUGUCAUUGCCAAUAGGUCAAUCGAUAAGAAAUCUAGAGGGCAAAAAUAGACGAAGAGAAGAGGGAGGCUUUGCCGAAUCUCCAAGAGUCUUAGAGAUUCAAUUGCCUGUUAAGAUAGCUACAAAGGAAGAUCUGAUUGCUUGGGCAAAAUAUGUUAUGGGUUUGAUGGCCUCGAAGAUUAAUAUAACUUUAUCAGCGGUAAAGGAAGAAUUGUCGAAGGCGAACGAUCAAAAUCAUUUGAAGAAACCUAUAAAACAACAAACCUCAAGUCAAACAUCAUCGAGAUUUACCGAUAUUAAAUCGAAGGAACCAUUGCAACCUCCUUCACGAUUAAACAUCGUCAAACAGAAUAACAAUCUCUUUUUACCGCAAUAUCCAAACUUUGGUACGAGGAAUACUUACGAUUUGAACGAUGACGAGGUGAUACGUAACACAAAUGAUGUUAUCGUACCACCAGCACCAACUUAUCUUCCCGUACCAUUAACCAAUCCUGGAAUAGAUCCACGAUACAAACAGGAAGAACAAUCUAUCGGUAAUUUAUUCUUCGAUAAUUUCGAAGGAAAUUUAACGUCUAAUAAUUUCGAUCUCAAUACUUUUCACGACGAUUUAAACGUUAAAAAGUUUCUUAAUAAUCCCGAUGAAUUAUCGUCACCUAUAAGAUUUAAUAAUUUUACGACGUUACAAAGAAACUUGACCAAUCCUAUUCUACCAUUAAUAAGUGUACCCUUCGAGGCAGUAAUAACAAUAACGAGAGAACAAUCAACCGAAUCUAUUAUACCACCUAACAAAACGAAAAAUCUCUUAGUUAUACCAAAGAGAGAUCCACCAGAUGAAUUUCCUCCUUAUUUCGAAAGGAAUUAUACUUUGAUCGAUCAGGACGGUCAGAUAAACGUGAUAUUCGAUGAUUUCGUUACGAGAGAUAACGAUAAUGGCACGAAGAAAAAUAUUAGACAAGAGAUCGAAAAAGAGAAGAAGGACAAUAAAAAGGAUGAUAAAAGACGAAAGCCUACGAUGCUCAGUGAACUACUGCAACUUCUUCAAAUUUUAAGAAGAAAUUCGCAGAACGAUACUAACGAGGAAAUAACCACACCGAUUUCGAAGAUAAUUAAAGGUAUGAAGCCACAGAAGAUACAAAUUGCUCCGGCUUAUAACGAGUCCACAUUAACAACGAGGGAAGAACUUAAUGAAACUAAUUCUAAUUCGCCAGAACUCGAACAACAGGAUGAUUAUGAUGAUGACGACACUAUGGGCGGAUCGUUACAAUCCUUGAUUGAUUUAUUGCCAUUGGCUGUGCCGAUUUUGGAAGAUCUCAGUGACCCAAACUCAGAGACAGAUUUGGCUGAAGUUUUACAAGGUGUAAUACCUCUGGUACAAGGACUCUCUGAAGGUGACGGAGAAGAUGCUAUCGAUAUUCCUGGAGUCUUAGUACCGAUCCUGUUAAAUCUCAGCGGAGACGGACGAGGAAGUGACGUAGCGGCUAUAGCUGGACCAGUUAUACAAUUGAUAGCACCAUUGAUAGGACCAUUGAUUGGCCCUUUGAUCGGUCCAUUGAGUCGUUCGAGUAAUCCACCUUACGGACAAGGUGGAUCGUCUUUAUCAGCAUUGAUAAAGUCCGUGGCAGGUCCAUUGAGUACGCCAACUGGACCAGGAAAAAUGUCACCCUUCUCGAAUUUAAUAGCCGGGGUCAUUGCUAGUCUAAGCAAAGUACGUGGUUAUGGCGGCGGAGGACUCGAUUUAUCAACAUUGAUUAGUACAGUUGUGUCAGGCUUGCUAGCAGGUACCAGUGCUGGACUCAGUGGAUCAUCGAAAAGCGAUGGCCACAAGGAUUCAGCAUAUUCACCGACCAGCUAUGGUGAUUAUGGUGGAUAUGGUGGAUAUGGUGGUUACGGUCCUGCGCCAGCUCACAUGACGAAUCCCGUCAAUCUCCUCGGAAAUUCCAUCAAAGGAAUAAUCAAUGGUGCAUUGCAAUUGGUCGGAUCCCUUUUGAAAGCAUUGACAGGGAUUUUAGGUGCCUCGUCGCAAGAACCAGCACCUUCUUAUGGACCACCUACAAGUUAUGGACAACCUACUACAAGGGCUCCUUCUUACAACUCUUACAACUCUUAUGCUAAUUCUCCAAUUGGACAAACACCACCGCCAAGGCAAACGAGUAUCAAGAAACGUAUUAUUUAA
This is a messenger RNA of Vespa crabro (European hornet), 2184 nucleotides long. RefSeq lists its product as uncharacterized. The transcript is spliced from 10 exons. The record is from RefSeq and is a predicted model, not a curated record. Bases 1 to 2184 code for a protein of 727 amino acids. NCBI's taxonomy places the organism in Eukaryota, Metazoa, Arthropoda, Insecta, Hymenoptera, Vespidae.